UGCAAGUUGUUCAUAAAAAUGGGCAAAAUAAAAUAAUGUGAUUUUGUGUCUCAUCCUGUCCGUCUCGCGCUGGACGUGCGCGUGCGUCUCCCCUCGCGAGACCGACGCACACAUAAAUCUCGCAGAGACCAUGGCUGCGCCGCCCGACGAGGAGAGUUUGGAGUCUCGAAUCAACAGAGCAACAAACCCACUCAACAGAGACACAGAUUGGAGCAGCAUCCAUGCCUUUUGUGAUAAACUCAACAAUGAUCUGGAGGGUCCACAGCUGGCUACCAGGCUGCUCGCCCAUAAGGUCCAAUCUCCACAAGAAUGGGAGGCAAUGCAGGCUCUGCUGGUGUUAGAGACCUGUAUGAAAAACUGUGGGAAAAGGUUUCACAGUGAAGUGGGCAAGUUUCGUUUUCUAAAUGAGCUUAUAAAAGUAGUUUCUCCAAAGUACCUUGGCUCACGGUCUCCAGAGCCGGUCAAAAAGAAGGUCUUGGAGUUAAUCUAUAGUUGGACAUUAGCAUUACCAGAUGAGGCAAAAAUAACAGAUGCUUAUCAAAUGUUGAAAAAACAAGGUAUUAUAAAACAAGAUCCUGAGCUCCCACCUGAUAAACUAAUGGGUCUGCCUCCUCCCAGACCAAAAAACACAAUUUUUGAAGAUAAAGAAAAAUCCAAAAUGCUUUCUCGUCUGCUGAAUAGCUCACACCCUGAAGACUUAAAAGCUGCUAAUAAGCUUAUUAAAGAAAUGGUUCAAGAGGAUCAGCGACGAACAGAGAAGGUAUCCAAGAGAGUCAAUGCAAUUCAGGAGGUGAACGAAAGUGUGGCUCUUCUCACUCAACUCUUACAAGAAUACGACACUAACACUAGCUCCCAGAGUAAUGCUGAACUUCUCCAGGAUCUGUACCAGCGCUGUGAAAAAAUGAGACCUACACUGUUUAGACUCGCCAGUGACACAGAAGACAGUGAUGAAGCAUUAGCUGAGAUCCUGCAAGCAAAUGAUAAUUUGACUCAAGUUAUUAACCUUUAUAAGCAGCAGGUGAAGGGAGAGAUUGUCAAUGGGAACACUGCAGGCACACAGAAGCAAACUGGAGGAACUGCUCUGUUAGAUCUAUGUGGAUUAGACACGUCACCACAGUCUCCCUCAGAAUUUCCCACUCCAACGGAGAGUCUGAACGCCCCCUCUCAGGAGAUGAAGAUCAGUCUCCUUGAUGAUGAACUCAUGUCUCUGGGUUUAAGUGAGGGGACGCACACUUCCAAUCCAGCCUCACAGCCCGAUGAUUCCACAGCAUGGGACUCAUUCCAGUCUUCAGAGAGCAUUGACGCAGAUGUCCCAGCAGCCCCUAGUCUCUUACUGAGCCCGGACCCCCCGGCCUCCUCCCUGAACCGCUCCAGCACCUCCACCCCGGGAAACUCUGCUUUAGAUGAGCUGGAUCUACUCGGAAAGACUUUACUACAGCAGUCAUUACCUCCAGAGGGACCUCACGUUAAAUGGGACAAGCAGCAGACCAAACCCACUCUGAGGGAUCUCCAGAAGUCCAGCGUGAGCCCUAGUCUGAUCCCAUCUUUCCCUUCUGAACCAGCGGCUCCUCUUCUCAACCUCCACACCAGCUCCGCGGCAACGCUCCUGGACAUGUCCCCAACGCACACAGAAGCCCCGCCUGCUCACGUCGAGACAACGCCCCCUCAAGUCACACUCACUGAUGUUUUUGUACCUUUAGAAUCCAUUAAACCUAGUAGUCUGUUACCUGUGACUGUAUUUGACGGACACAGUUUGCGAGUUCUGUUCCACUUUGCUCAAAACCACCCUCCAUCUCGUCCUGACGUGUUGGUGGUGAUCAUCUCCAUGCUGUCCUCCGCGCCUUCCCCCGUUUCCAAGAUAAGCUUUGAUGUCCAAGCUCCAAAGUCCAUGGCAGUGAAGCUCCAGCCCCCGUCGGGUACAGAGCUUCCAGCAUUUAACCCAAUCCUCCCUCCUGCUGCUGUCACACAAAUCCUACUGCUGGCGAACCCAACCAAGGAGAAAGUGCAGCUGCAGUACACACUAGCCUUCACAAUGGGAGAGCAGGAACACAGGGAGAGCGGCACUUUAGAACAAUUUCCACCUCCGGACACCUGGGAUAACCUAUAGCAUUUAAAUGCCCCAAACUGACUGACUUUCUGCUUCCUCUUCAAACAACUCAACUCUCCUCCAAAUACUACACUUCUUUUUCAAUUAAUGCAUUUUUCCCUUGUCAUUGUGUUGUGUGUAUGCUUUCAAAUUCACGCGUCUAGAGCUAGUCUGCUGUAUGUGCCUGCUUUCACCUGCAAAAUGUAUCCUAUUUGAUUAGGGGUAAAUCAUUUGGUGUGCUUCAUUUUAGGAUCUUUGUUUUAAUUCCAUUUUUGGUAUGCAUGCUUCACGCACUAAAGAUUCUAAUCUGUCAUGUCAAUCAAGUGCACCUUCUAAUCUGAGAAUGAAUUUUAAAAUAUUUGUGAUUCUGGCCCAAACUGGAGAAUUUACUGUAUCAUCAGCCGUAUGUGCCUCUUUUGCAGAACUUUUCAUUCAUUUUACAUGCGUUACAUGUCCACAAUAAUAUUCUGUAAUUUUACUUUAGCAUAUAUACAUUUUACAUCAUGAAAUAGACAAGGUUUGCCCCAGAUGCGUAGAACUUGUUUUGCAAUGCAUGUCGGUCAUUUUGGAUUUCAUUCCUCUGCUCUCAACGUGUAAAUAACAAUGGAAAUUAUGUAGAACAUUCUGAAUGGAUUUGUUUCUUUUCUGGAACAUGGGAAAUGUUUGAAAGUACAGACGUGAGUAAAAUAAGCAUUUAACCAGUUCAAAAUAUUAAUGUUAAUUUAAAUGUGAAAAAAAAAACUCUAAUAAAUACUUUCAAUACAACUA
Molecule: messenger RNA, 2854 nt
Organism: Boleophthalmus pectinirostris (great blue-spotted mudskipper)
Lineage: Eukaryota; Metazoa; Chordata; Actinopteri; Gobiiformes; Gobiidae
Product: ADP-ribosylation factor-binding protein GGA1-like
Exons: 17
Coding region: 131-2107 (658 amino acids)
Biological process (GO): intracellular protein transport; vesicle-mediated transport
Cellular component (GO): trans-Golgi network
Molecular function (GO): small GTPase binding; ubiquitin binding; phosphatidylinositol binding
Source: RefSeq, a predicted model, not a curated record